Seminavis robusta is the source of this 2271-nucleotide messenger RNA. The record is from the annotation of a GenBank genome assembly. Lineage: Eukaryota; Bacillariophyta; Bacillariophyceae; Naviculales; Naviculaceae.
AUGAAGACUAUGGCAAAACAACUGCUGUGGCGACCUUGGCAUGGGACCCUUUCGAUAUUGGUUUCGCUGCUGAUAAUAUCGAGAGUGAAUUCAUUCUGCUCGUGGCAGCCAUCAUUUCGGCAUGGUUCGGCUACCCAUGGUUUUUGCUCAUCCAAGCUCUUGGCUGUGACCAACGGUGCUGCUGCCCCCACUAUUAAUACCGAUAUCACCCAUGGAGAAGCCACUGCUAACGGAGAACAAGCCAAGGCAAACUCCACCUCUAUUACGACACCUUGGUUCGAGAGAAAGGAUGAUGUGUUCAUGACGGUCGCCUCCAAUGCCGCCAACUGCCUCUUUCAGAGUGACAUGAAACGAGAUGCUCGACAAGACAAGGAUGGGGCGGUUGCUUCUGGUGCCACAAACUGGAUUGACGAUGCCGCUGCAUUUGACCUCAAAAAUGCUCUAGACAAAGUCAAACUCAAGCUACCGGAUGAACGAACCGGGUUGGACCGUGACGAAGCAUCCUCGUGGAUUCGAUGGAUGAAAGCCAGUCCGACACCCAUGAUUAUCAAUCUAUCCGAAGAACUACGACAAUUGGCCAAUCAGACACUCUCCCCUGCGAGCCUCCAAUUGAUGGAUCAAACACCAACACAGUUUCUCCAACGAUUGGGGUGCAGACUGGUCAUUCUACCUUCGGGAGCCGCUCUGGACAGUCCUUUGACAGAGGCCGCCGGUUCCAUGAUUUAUGGUAAACUUCUCUUUGGAGGAGUCACACGCUAUCGAUUGCUUGUUUCAUCCAGUAACAACAACUACAACAAUAUUAAUCGACCAGCACGAAGGACGGGAGAGCGAACCGUGCUAAAGCCAUCCACCAAGGAUGAUACUCCCGUCUGGAUUCAGUACGGUGGGCCGGAACGAAUGUACGAAGCAGUAGACAUGGGAGCUGCAGCCCUCUUGGAGGUCGUCGUUAUGCCUCUUGGACAACAGCUGGAAAGUGUCAUGGGAAACAACAUGGUCGUGGGGAAAAUCGUUUGGAAGCCACAGCAAAUGUUCACAUCAUUCAUGGAUCCAGAAGAUGAGACGGCACGAGAGGACUUGGAUGACAACAGCAACAACAACAAUCAAAUUCAUGGGUACACUCCCGUUAGUUUAUCCGGGAAGGAGCGAAAUGAAGCUUUUCAAAAUGACUUUCAAUCAAGUGUUGGCGGGCUACAGCCUCAGAUUGAUGCCAUUGUUCGAAGAGUUCUUGACGGACGCAUCAUUAGACCAGCCGAAGACGUCUCAACUGCUCCAGGAAGUGUUGAGGAGGGAGAUUUUACCACCCAACAGCUAGCCUUGGCAUCCAUGGAAGCUGAAGAACUAGCGUUGCUGGGGCUCACGCCGGUCCGUGGCUUACUCCUUUAUGGCCCUCCUGGUUGUGGGAAAACGGCGCUGGCAAGGGAAAUAUCCAGAUCACUUCGGGCCAGAGCUCCCAAGAUAGUGUCUGCACCCGAGUUGUUGGACCGAUGGGUGGGUGGUAGCGAAAAAUUGGUGAGGGCCUUGUUUGCGGAUGCAGAGGCAGAGCUGGCUGCCUGCAAUGGAGAUGCCACCAAAAGUGCUCUCCACGUGAUUGUCAUUGAUGAGAUUGACGCCGUCUUUCGAAAACGAUCCACCGCAGAAGAUUCCGGAGAAGCAACGAGAUCAUCGGUUGUUAAUCAGAUACUGGCCAAGUUAGAUGGUGUGAAUGCGAUUCCGAAUGUUCUGCUCAUUGGAAUGACCAAUAGAAGAGAACUGUUGGACGAUGCACUGUUGAGACCAGGCAGACUGGAGGUGCAGAUUGAAAUACCUCUCCCAGACAAGGAAGGAAGGAGAGAGAUUCUCCAGAUUCAUUUUGACGCCUUGCGGAGGAAGGGGCGUCUUAGCAUGCCACUUUGCUGCGCAGUUGAUGGUGUUGCAUCCAGUUCCAGUUCUCUUGGAGAUACCACUCUUCAAGAUUCGUCCUCUUCUCCGCCAGAGACAGGAGAUAUUGGGUCGGAAACAGAUGAUGGACCAAUCAAGGGCAGGAAACGACGUGCUGUGAAGCAAGCCAUCAAUAAGGUGUUUGAUACUUUGCCAAUGAGUGCGAGGAACACGUUUGACCUUGCUGCUGACUACGCGACGGCUGGAUUCAGUGGUGCUGACAUUGCAGGUUUGGUUCGUUGUGCGGGGUCCAUUGCAUUGGCUCGUGCCCGCAAGGAUGGGAAUGGCAUCGAGAGCCUUUUGAUCACAAUGGAAGACGUGAAGCAGGCACUCGACGAAGUGAAGAAGGUGUGA